GGGCGACUUUGAGAUGACAUUGAGGCUGUGUAGAUGGGAGCUGAGUCUGGUUGUUGAUGUUAGACAGUCGCACAAGGCGAAGCGACUACUGUCCGUGUUCAUUCAACCUCCUCCUCUCGCUUUCUUUUCUCUUCCUCCUUUUGGUCUUCAGCACUGAUCCCAACUGGACAGCUCCCGCUUGGACCCCACGAACGCUGCAUGGUCCCCUUUAAUGUCUUUUAAUGGAAGAAAAACCUAUUUAUGUUUCAAGAAACACUCGGAGUUUACAAGUUGACCCACAGGAGGAAUCUUCGGAUCCCUCUUUUGGAGAUUUGUGGCAGUCAGCGAAGCCUCAGUGGUGCGGAUCCCAGAUUCACUAUGCAAGGAGUCGCAUUCUGGUGCGCAGACUUCCCAAUUCAUAUGGCAGAAUGUGUGCAGCCUGAUGCGUAAAGCUUUUACGCAUUUGGACAUCCCUUUUGUCUCCACGGUGCGUUUUGUUUUCCAGUGUGUUAGAGAUGUCCUUCUGUCCACGCUUACUUUCGGUUAUCCACGCAAAUAACUGUUAACGACGACUGACCAGUCGUGUGGACGCACAGGCUUCAUCUCCAGACAUUUGGUCCGAAGGGUUAGUUGUAGAAACCAAAAACCGCGAAGCUGCUGUCUACGUGGACCGGUGCUGAAGCCUCCCGUCCGACCGCCAGGACCUUUGCCAAAUUCAGAGACAUGGCGACGAACGGCACUAAAGCGGAUGGACAGGUCACAGAACUGAACGAGGUGGCCGCCAACAACGACAAACCUAAGUCCCUCGAUGUGAAGACCGAGAAGAAGCAAAAAGUGCUCCCAGAAAGGGAAACAUGGGGAGGGAAAUUUGAUUUCCUCCUUUCCUGUGUGGGUUAUGCAAUUGGACUGGGGAAUGUGUGGAGAUUUCCCUAUCUCUGCGGGAAAAACGGCGGAGGGGCCUUCUUGAUUCCAUAUUUUCUGACCCUCAUAUUUGCUGGGGUCCCCUUGUUCUUACUGGAAUGCUCCCUUGGUCAAUACACCUCUAUUGGAGGGCUUGGUGUGUGGAAACUGGCUCCUAUGUUUAAAGGUGUGGGCCUUGCUGCAGCUGUCCUAUCCUUCUGGCUUAACAUUUACUACAUUGUAAUCAUUGCUUGGGCCAUUUACUACCUGUACAACUCAUUUACAACUGAACUUCCAUGGAGCUCAUGUAACAAUCCAUGGAACACAGAAAAAUGUUAUACAAAUCAUUCCAUUCUAGACACUGCAAAUCUCACCAGUUCUGUGUUGGAGUUUUGGGAACGCAACAUGCAUCAAAUGACUGAUGGCUUGGAAAAACCAGGCCAAAUCCGAGUGCCACUGGCUAUAACACUAGCCAUUGCCUGGGUCCUUGUGUACUUCUGUAUUUGGAAAGGGGUUAGCUGGACAGGGAAGGUUGUUUACUUCUCAGCAACGUAUCCCUACUUCAUGCUCUUUAUUCUCUUCAUCCGUGGGGUGACUCUACCUGGAGCCAGGGAGGGAAUCUUGUUCUAUAUCACCCCUGACUUUGAAAAACUCAAAGAGUCGGAGGUAUGGCUGGAUGCAGCUACGCAGAUCUUUUUCUCUUAUGGAUUGGGACUGGGGUCACUUAUAGCUCUGGGCAGCUAUAACACAUUCAAUAACAAUGUUUACAGAGACUCUAUCAUUGUGUGUUGCAUCAACUCAUGCACCAGCAUGUUUGCUGGCUUCGUAAUCUUUUCCAUUGUUGGCUUCAUGGCGCAUGUGACUAAGAAAGACAUUGCAGAUGUGGCAGCCUCAGGUCCUGGUUUAGCUUUCCUUGCAUAUCCAGAGGCUGUAACCCAGUUGCCAGUUUCACCUCUAUGGGCCAUUUUGUUCUUCUCCAUGCUUCUCAUGCUGGGGAUAGACAGUCAGUUCUGCACCGUCGAAGGUUUCAUCACAGCGCUGGUAGACGAGUUCCCCAAAGUUCUUCGAGGGAGGCGAGAGAUUUUCAUUGCUGUUGUUUGCCUGGUGUCUUAUUUGAUUGGACUUUCAAACAUCACACAGGGUGGAAUCUAUGUGUUCAAACUGUUCGACUACUACUCUGCCAGUGGGAUGUGUCUGCUGUUCUUGGUCUUCUUUGAGUGCAUCUCCAUAUCUUGGUGUUAUGGUGUGAACAAGUUUUACGACAACAUCGAGGAGAUGAUUGGCUACAAACCCUGUAUAUGGUGGAAAAUGUGCUGGGUCGUGUUCACCCCUCUCAUUGUCGCUGGAGUGUUCUUGUUCAGCGCCGUACAAAUGGUUCCUCUCACGAUGGGAGACUAUGUGUUCCCAGGCUGGGGUCAGGGAGUGGGAUGGCUCAUGGCUCUGUCCUCAAUGGUUCUCAUACCAGGAUACAUGGUCUACAUGUAUCUCGGGCUAAAGGGCACAUACAAGGAGCGACUUCGGAUAAUGUUCCAGCCUCCUGCAGUCGUCAGAAAAUGUCAAGAGAAUGGACCUGAACAGCAAGCGGAAACCAACGCUGCCAAUCUAUCCAGCCCUGCCAAUCCUACCAACCCUGUGAGCUCCACUAGCCCAACUUCAGCAAACCCAGCCAGCCCAACUAGUACUGCUCCUGUGAACUCAACCAGCCCUGCGACACCCGCCAACCCGGCUCCUCCACCUGCCAAUCCAGCUACUGCUUCUAGCCCAGUAACUCCGGCAACGAGUCCCACAGCCACUAUUACCACCACAGUCACUACAACCAGUCCGGUUAACCCAACUGCCAAAACUGUUAGCCCGACCAGCCCACCACCUAAGCCAACUAGCCCAACAGAGGCUGUUAACCCCCCUAACCCAACGAGCCCACCCUCUAACCUGACCAAUCCUGAGGCUAAUGUGUAGACAGCAACAAAACCCUCGUAGAACAUGUAGACAAUUGAGAACAUUACAAAGGACUUCCAAGAUUUCAAUUGAUUCACCUACCUCCAGGGGCAAUAUGUGAUCAAAAUAGAUUUUCCAACCACGCUUAAUUUUUCUGUACUUGUUAAAUCAAGCCAACGAUGUCUUAUUGUUGGUUUGCGUUCUGAAAACAAAAUUAAAGACUGUUAGUGUUCACCGAUACAACCGUAUUUCCGAGAAAAAAAAAUGUAAACAUACUGUGUAAUACUGUGAGAAGAGAAAAAAAAGACUAGAGUUAUAGAAUAGAGAUUUGUUGAAUAUCUUCAUGAAUCAAGUAAAUACCGUGUGAAUAUAGUAGAUUAAGUAGUUAAACAAACUUGACAUCGCUGAAGAGUGCAAAGGAUGGCGUCAAUUUUUUUUUUGUGGAUGUUUACCAACUCACACAGUUGUCUCUUUUUCAAAUGUUGCUCUCUGUGAGGUAAAACUACAAGCCGCAAGGCAACCUGCUAGCUCGGCGUAAGCACAAUGCCAAUAAGCAGUUCAUGUUUAGGAGCAAUCUGGAGCAGUCCAGAUUUCUUGCAAAAGAUGUUGUGUGUGAGAGAGACUGUUAUUUUUCCUUAUUUUUUCAGUGUAAAAAAAACAAAACAGAGAUAAAACUUUUAUGUGAUCAAAGCAUUUUUAGAAUUAUUUUUAGGAUGUUUUAUACUAUGUAUGUUGAAAUGGAGGACCAAAAUCAAUAGGCAGAAAAAAGCAAAAACUAUGCCGUUGAGUGUUCAGUUGGCAAAGCACAGGGUACAAAGAAGUACAAAAAAAGAAGCACAUGGUCAGAAAUGUGAUUUGCAAACAUUGACUAUCCCUUAAUGCUGACAGUCAAUCCUGUUUACGUCUUGCAUGCUUUCCUCAGGAACAUCAUUGAAAAAAGUUUUUCAAUGUCUCCUGA
Cyprinodon tularosa is the source of this 3772-nucleotide messenger RNA. It is a transcript of the gene slc6a1a, whose product is annotated as solute carrier family 6 member 1a. Lineage: Eukaryota; Metazoa; Chordata; Actinopteri; Cyprinodontiformes; Cyprinodontidae. The record is from RefSeq and is a predicted model, not a curated record. Bases 703 to 2835 code for a protein of 710 amino acids. Gene Ontology annotation, cellular component: plasma membrane; cell surface; axon. Gene Ontology annotation, biological process: neurotransmitter transport; sodium ion transmembrane transport. Gene Ontology annotation, molecular function: gamma-aminobutyric acid:sodium:chloride symporter activity. The transcript is spliced from 16 exons.